Haliotis rufescens (red abalone) is the source of this 1998-nucleotide messenger RNA. Its product is annotated as UDP-glucuronosyltransferase 3A1-like. The record is from RefSeq and is a predicted model, not a curated record. Bases 148 to 1695 code for a protein of 515 amino acids. Gene Ontology annotation, molecular function: UDP-glycosyltransferase activity. The transcript has 2 exons. NCBI's taxonomy places the organism in Eukaryota, Metazoa, Mollusca, Gastropoda, Lepetellida, Haliotidae.
CGUUUAGUUCGAUCCCCUCUCCACCCUGAAUAAUCGAGGUCAGUAUCUGUGUACAUGACAGGCCGCCGGCGGUGGAUGGCUUAUGUGAGAGGACAGAGAUUUGAAGUGCGUAACCAUUGCUAAUUGUUUAGUGAGUUUAGUAAGGACAUGUUGGACAACAUGAGGAUGACUCUUACUUCCAUAUUGGCCAUCGUGACCUGUGCUUCUGCAGCCAAAGUUUUGUUGAUCCCUGGUCCAGCUGUAAGUCAUUGUCUUGAGACUCUUGCCGUUGGUAAGGAACUUUUAAAACGAGGUCAUGAUGUAACAGUGUUUGCACACUUAUUUGACGCCAAAGCAUGUAUUAAUAGGUGGGACCUUAGCAAGUUCAAGUCAAAGUUCAAGACCCUUUCACCUGCUCUAGAUCCAGACGUGAUACAGAAACACAAUACCUUCUUCGAACAGACUGAAAAGGUGAUGAUGGACGGCACAGGUCUUCUGAAGAUGCUUAUAUUCAUGAUAAAGCCAGUGAUAACUAAUCUUUGUCAUUCUGCCUUUUCCGACCAAAACGUUCUGAACGAGCUUCAGGAGGAUAAGUAUGAUCUUGCUGUGGUAGAAGGACUACCGAUGACAGGGUGUAUCUUUUCCAUUCCUGUUUAUCUUGGAAUCCCUUAUGCAGCUACUGGUUCAUUCAUUGAUCCGCAGGAUGCUAUGAUGCCACUACAAACAACCUUAUUUCCGAGCCUUUUUUUGCCGUAUUCUAAUGACAUGACAUUUCCUGAACGCUUUAUCAACACAAUAACCUACUUUCUUAACCCUCUCAUCAAAUACGCCAUAAUUCACUCAAUAGAUCUCUCAAGCUACAGCGAAAAACUGAAAACAGUCGAUACAAGGAAUUUGAUCAAAGAUUCUGUUCUUUUUCUAGAAAACUCAGAUUAUUUCAUAGACUACCCAAAAGCACUGUUCCCCAAUUUCUUACAAGUAGGAGGCCUCACAGCUUCUCCCUCGAACCCAUUACCAGAGGAUCUGAGGAAAUAUAUUGAUGGUGCCAGGGAUGGGGUCAUCCUUGUGACUUUUGGUAGUGUUUUGAAGCAUGUGCCUCAGCGUGUGGUUGAACGGAUGACGAAUGCCAUGGCCCGAUUGGAACAGCGUAUUUUAUUCAAGCACAAUAACGAGGAGCUUAAGGGAAAUAUCAAAACCAUGAAGUGGAUACCACAGAAUGAUGUGCUUGGCCAUCCUAACGUGAAACUCUUUGUCUCCCAUUGCGGAAAAAACAGUUUAUGGGAGGGAAUAUACCAUGCCGUUCCGAUAAUUUGUACUCCUUUCGGAACUGAUGCUGUUUCAACAGGAAUUAAGGUAAUGAAGUAUGGAGUUGGGUCAUCGGUUAAUAUUCUCCAGGGAACUACUGAGGAAAUAUUUCAAACGGUUCAGGCUGUUCUUGGCAACAAGACAAUAGAACAGAAUAUGAAGACUAUGUCUGCUAUAAUGCGUGAUAGGUCGGAAACUCCCUCACAACGUGCAGCAUCUGCUGUUGAGCAUGUGAUUAAAUAUGGCGGUGAUCAUAUGAGACCUCCUGAAGUUGACUUUCUAAGCAGCAUCUAUGCAGAUGUGUGGCUGAUCAUUUUUGUCUUUCAUUUCCUCUUAGUUAGUGGGGUCAUAUUCAUAUGUCGUAAAUGUUGGAGCAUAAGAAAGGGAUUCAAUAAGCCUAAGGCAGAUUAAAUACUAUAAUUGUGUCACAGAGUGACUUAAAAGCACUCACAUUAUGACAUUUAUAGCCUUAAUCCAUUUUCCCCUGGGCCGUGUCUGUAAUCACAUCCAUAAGCCCCAUGUCCAGGGCAACGCCAUUAUCUCUUUGUCUGUCUAUUGUUGUCGAAUAGUGUGUAUAUAUGUUUAGACCUUUACUGUUAGUUAGUCUGGUAUUCCGACAGCACCUGUAUGUACAGCCGCGAGUAGGAUAUGCCUGCUUGCUGGACUUCACUAGUAAAUGUUGAGUUGGAAUCACCGCUCGACAAAGUUCUAUUA